UGGUACCCCGCAGUUCUCCUUCGUCAUUGUUGCGAACAAGAGCACAACUGUAGAAGCUUAUCUUACAGCAUCAACGACAGCCCGGCGUUGCUGCCUGAAGGCGGGUCGUUGUCUUGUGCCGCGGCGGUGAUUAGAUGUUUUGCUGCUGUGGUCAACCUGCUCUGUCUCGUUCGAAGCCGACCUGUGCGUGGUAUCGUAUAUAUCCAUGUAGUGUGCUCGUUUCUCCUAUGCAUGACGUCCCUCCCCUCGUCAACGAUUACACUGUGAAGCAGAACAUCAGUAGUCGCUGUUCAUCUUUGUGUUGCAGACAUGCCUUCUUCGACACUCGACAUUCCUCGCUGGGUGCCCCCCGAGCCAACCAAAACGUCGGACAUCGACUGGGCUCCACUCUGGACGCUGGACCUCUCGGAGAUCAGGGGUGAAAACUUUACCGAAGUGUCCGAAUCCCUCGUUGCACGCGUCGGCGAGGCGUUCCACAAGGACGGUUUCAUCUACGCCGUGAACCACGGCCUAUCAUGGGACGAGGUUCUGCGGCAAUUCGCCAUUGGGCAGUAUGCAUUCAAUGCGGUGACGGAGGAAGAAAAGCAGAAGUUCAAAGCCGACAUCCUCCGAACCGGUAGCUUCGCUGGGUACAAGGAGAUGGGCCACUGGAAGAUCAACGGUGUCAAGGACAAGAUCGAGCAGUUCAACGUUGUCUCUACGAGCUUUAGCAAGGAGAAGCGUGAGGCCUCGUUCCCACCUGGCCUAAAGGCUCUCAUUCCGGAAAUUCAAACUUUCGCCAAGUUCAACCACGAGAAUAUCUACCGCAAGGUCCUCACAUUACUCUCCCUCGUACUCAAGCUACCCGCAGAUUACUUGUGGAAUCUGUCUCGGGACCCAGAGUCGAAGGGCCUGGACCUAUUGCGGUAUGCCGCCUACCAUACGCCGAGCAAGGAGGAUGACCAGGCUCUGGGCGGCGUCAGGCUACAGGGGCACACGGACUUCAACGCCGUUUCGAUCCUCUGGAGCCAGCCGAUCACAAGCUUGGAGGUGCUAAUGCCGAGCAACGAGUGGAAGUUGGUCAAGCACAUCGACAAUGCGCUCGUCAUCAACUUGGGUGACUGCCUUCAGUUCCUCUCCGGCGGCUACCUCAAGCAGACGAUCCACCGUGUUAUUGCGCCGCCCGAGGACCAGGCGCACUACACGCGCCUGGGCAUCUUCUACUUUGCCUUCACCAAUGCCGACGUACCGCUGGAGCCACUGCUGGAAUCGCCUGUGGUGCGCCAGGCGCUCAGCGAGCGCGCCGAGGGCCCCGACUUCUGGGCCGAGAACCGCAAGACGGGUGAGCGCAUCCCCACUGCCGGCGAGUGGGAGAGUCUGCGCGUCAGAGCGUACGGGCAGCAAGGGACCAAAAAACGUGAGGAUGGGCACGAGACGGAGAAGAUCGGAGGCGUCGAGGUUACGCUGUACAACGAUGUGCAGAAGCUGAAGAAGGACGAGCUUGUACAGUUGGCACAGCAGCUGCAAUCCAAGGCGCUGGUCGCGGGCGCGUGAACGUGCACAAGCGCAUGCUCACGGACGCCCGGCUGGACGAACAGGUUCGGCUUGUUACUACUCCACCAGUUGCAGCCGGCGCCAUAACCACAGCAUUUCUUCGCUAAUGACCGUGACGACAAGAGCCUUUCAUGCCUACCUUUCUCCCUGGCAUUCAACAGCAGCCCCUCCCCCUGCCACACACUCACACGGCGCAGAAUCACGGAUUAUCGAACGAAAAGCCCUGAAACCUCACACGCGCCUGUUUCAGUUACGCGCGUGCAUAUAUUAUCUCAUUUGUAGCAUAUUUCGAGCCUCAACGGCCCUCGU
Molecule: messenger RNA, 1842 nt
Organism: Tilletiaria anomala UBC 951
Lineage: Eukaryota; Fungi; Basidiomycota; Exobasidiomycetes; Georgefischeriales; Tilletiariaceae
Product: Clavaminate synthase-like protein
Exons: 4
Coding region: 310-1533 (407 amino acids)
Molecular function (GO): dioxygenase activity
Source: RefSeq, a predicted model, not a curated record